GCGGAGCCCGGGAGCGCGCGGGCGAGACCAUGGCGGGCAGCGGCGCGGGGGGCGGUGGUGUCGGGGAGACGAAGGUGAUUUACCACCUGGAUGAAGAAGAGACCCCGUACCUGGUGAAGAUCCCCGUCCCCGCCGAGCGCAUCACCCUAGGCGAUUUCAAGAGCGUCCUGCAGCGGCCCGCGGGCGCUAAGUACUUUUUCAAGUCUAUGGAUCAGGAUUUCGGGGUGGUGAAGGAGGAAAUUUCAGAUGACAACGCGCACCUCCCCUGCUUCAACGGAAGGGUGGUGUCCUGGCUGGUGUCAUCAGAUAACCCCCAACCAGAGAUGGCUCCUGCAGCCCACGAGCCUCGGACUGAGCUGGCGCCACCACCGCCACCGUUACCCCCUUUGCCACCAGAGAGGACCAGUGGUAUCGGGGAUUCCAGGCCUCCAUCCUUCCACCCUAACGUGUCCAGCAGCCGGGAAAACCUGGAUCCCGAGACGGAGACCGAGUCGGUGGUGUCUCUGCGGCGGGACCGGCCUCGCAGGAGAGACAGCAGUGAGCACGGCGCGGGGGCCCACAGGCCUGGCGGAGGUGGCCCCUCAAGGCUGGAGCGCCACUUGGCUGGCUACGAGAGCGCCUCGACGCUCAUGACCAGCGAGCUGGAGAGCACCAGCCUGGGCGACUCGGAAGAUGAGGACACCAUGAGCAGGUUCAGCAGCUCCACAGAGCAGAGCAGUGCGUCCCGCCUCCUGAAGCGCCACCGGCGGCGGCGGAAGCAGCGGCCACCCCGCCUGGAGAGGGCCUCGUCCUUCAGCAGUGUCACCGACUCCACCAUGUCCCUCAACAUCAUCACGGUCACGCUUAACAUGGAGAAGUACAACUUCCUGGGCAUCUCCAUCGUGGGCCAGAGCAACGAGCGGGGUGACGGGGGCAUCUACAUCGGCUCCAUCAUGAAGGGGGGCGCCGUGGCGGCUGACGGGCGCAUCGAGCCAGGCGACAUGCUGCUGCAGGUGAACGAUGUGAACUUCGAGAACAUGAGCAACGACGACGCGGUGCGGGUGCUGCGGGACAUCGUGCACAGGCCGGGCCCCAUCGUGCUGACCGUGGCCAAGUGCUGGGAUCCGUCUCCCCAGGCCUACUUCACCCUUCCUCGCAACGAGCCCAUCCAGCCCAUCGACCCCGCCGCCUGGGUGUCCCACUCUGCUGCGCUGACGGGCACCUUCCCGGCCUAUCCGGGCUCCUCAUCCAUGAGCACCAUGACGUCGGGGUCCUCUUUGCCUGACGGCUGUGAGGGGCGGGGUCUCUCCAUCCACACGGACAUGGCAUCUGUGACCAAGGCCAUGGCAGCUCCUGAGUCUGGACUGGAAGUUCGGGACCGCAUGUGGCUCAAGAUCACCAUCCCUAACGCCUUCCUAGGCUCGGACAUGGUUGACUGGCUUUACCAUCAUGUGGAAGGCUUCCCUGAGCGGCGGGAGGCCCGCAAAUACGCCAGUGGGCUGCUCAAGGCCGGCCUCAUCCGACACACCGUGAACAAGAUCACCUUCUCCGAGCAGUGCUACUACGUCUUCGGGGACCUCAGCGGCGGCUGUGAGAGCUACCUGGUCAAUCUGUCCCUGAAUGAUGACGGCUCCAGCGGGGCCUCGGACCAGGACACCUUGGCUCCUCUGCCCGGGGCGACCCCCUGGCCCCUGCUGCCCACCUUCCCCUACCAGUACCCGGCUCCGCACCCCUACAGCCCCCAGCCGCCACCCUACCACGAGCUCUCAUCCUACACCUACGGCGGGGGCAGCGCCAGCAGCCAGCACAGCGAGGGGAGCCGGAGCAGUGGGUCGACCCGGAGCGAUGGGGGGGCAGGGCGUACGGGGAGGCCCGAGGAGCGGGCCCCUGAGUCCAAGUCCGGCAGCGGCAGUGAGUCUGAGCCCUCCACCCGGGGGGCCGCCAGCCUUCGGCGGGGCGGGGACCCUGGUGGGGCUAGUGAUGGGGGCCCGCCCCCUUCCAGAGGCUCUUCGGGGGGUGCACCCAAUCUCCGGGCGCACCCUGGGCUCCAUCCGUAUGGCCCGCCCCCUGGCAUGGCCCUCCCCUAUAACCCCAUGAUGGUGGUCAUGGUGCCCCCGCCCCCACCCCCUGUGCCACCGGCCGUGCAGCCGCCUGGGGCCCCUCCGGUCAGAGACCUGGGCUCUGUGCCCCCAGAGCUGACUGCCAGCCGCCAGAGCUUCCACAUGGCUAUGGGCAACCCCAGCGAGUUCUUUGUGGACGUUAUGUAGCGCUCACCCCGGGGCCUGUCCGCUCAGUGCCCUGUCCCGUGACAGGGGUCUCAUCAGUCACGUGCCUGUCACUCCUCCGGCCGGCUCAGCCCAGCCCGUGGGCUGCUGGGAGUCGGUCGCCCCUGUGACUCUCACCAGUGGUGCCUGGUUCCUGCCCUUUCUCUCCGGGGGUGCACAAGGGACCUUUGGUUAUUUUUAGCUUUACUGUUUUUGUAAGCCUUUUCGGGGGGGGGGCAGUUGAAGUAGACUUCCGUAUGUUUUUUGGAUUAUUUUUUUAGUAGAUGUUUCUCUUUUUAUAUGAAGAAUCCCUGUCUCCCGGGCCUCUCCUAACCCCGAAAUGUGACCUCCUCCUCUGACCGUCCAGCUCUGUCCUGUGCAGGGUGGGGGUGGCCAGCGGUACCCUGGGAGGAGGAAGGCCUGGGCACCCUAGACAGCAGCGGAAGCUGGGGUGUUCGGUCUUGGGGGCCCGUGUAGCUGCUUUUGUUACUUUAUUUAUUUAGUCACUUGUAUAAAUCACCAAAUAAAGCAAUAGGGGCAAACUC
Messenger RNA from Suricata suricatta (meerkat), 2788 nucleotides. RefSeq names its product dishevelled segment polarity protein 2 (gene DVL2). Gene Ontology annotation, cellular component: cytosol. The transcript is spliced from 15 exons. Gene Ontology annotation, molecular function: frizzled binding. The record is from RefSeq and is a predicted model, not a curated record. Lineage: Eukaryota; Metazoa; Chordata; Mammalia; Carnivora; Herpestidae. The coding region runs from base 30 to 2246 and encodes 738 amino acids. Gene Ontology annotation, biological process: intracellular signal transduction; canonical Wnt signaling pathway.